GUCGACCGCUUCGCCCGACUGUCCCUGGAUUGCUAAGGAUUCCUCUGCGCCCCUCGGAGGAGCUCGGCAGCAUCAUGUCGCUGGCACACACAGCUGCAGAGUAUAUGCUCUCUGAUGCCCUGCUGCCUGACCGCAGGGGCUCUCGCCUCAAAGGACUACGUCUGGAACUGCCUCUGGACAACAUGGUCAAGUUCGUUACUGUGGGCUUCCCCUUGCUCCUGAUGUCUCUGGCUUUCGCCCAGGAGUUCUCAUCAGGGUCUCCGAUCAGCUGUUUCUCGCCCAGCAACUUCAGUGGCAGGCAGGCUGCGUAUGUGGACAGCUCCUGCUGGGACUCACUGGCUCACUAUAAGCAGGACGAAGCUGGCCAGUACACGGUGAAAUCUCUCUGGCCUCACAAGGCCCUCCCCUAUGCUCUAUUGGCCCUGGCUGUGGCCAUGUAUCUGCCAGUGCUGCUGUGGCAAUAUGCAGCUGUGCCAGCACUCAGCUCAGACCUGCUGUUCAUCAUCAGUGAGCUGGACAAGUCCUACAACCGCUCCAUCCGCCUGGUGCAACACAUGCUGAAGAUCCGGCAGAAGAGCUCUGACCCCCAUGUCUUCUGGGAUGAGCUAGAGAAGGCCCGGAAAGAACGGUACUUUGAAUUCCCCUUGCUGGAGCGGUACCUGGCAUGCAAGCAGCGCUCGCAUUCGCUAGUGGCCACCUACCUCCUGAGGAACUCGCUCUUACUCAUCUUCACCUCAGCUACUUACCUGUACCUUGGCCACUUCCAUUUAGGUGUCUUCUUCCAAGAAGAAUUCAGCUGCUCCAUCAAGACAGGGUUGUUACAUAAUGAGACCCAUGUGCCAGAGCUGAUCACAUGCAGGCUGACCUCCCUGUCUGUUUUCCAGAUUGUUAGUCUCUCCAGUGCAGCAAUAUACACCAUACUUGUUCCAGUGAUAAUAUACAACCUCACACGGCUAUGUCGGUGGGACAAACGCCUCCUCUCCAUCUAUGAGAUGCUCCCAGCUUUUGAUCUCCUCAGCAGAAAGAUGCUAGGGUGCCCUAUCAAUGACCUCAAUGUGAUCCUUCUUUUCCUCCGAGCUAACAUCUCUGAGCUCAUCUCUUUUAGCUGGCUGAGUGUCUUAUGUGUGUUGAAGGAUACAACCACCCAGAAACACAACAUUGACACAGUGGUUGAUUUUAUGACCUUAUUGGCUGGCUUAGAACCCUCAAAACCUAAACAUCUCACCCAACAUAUGUGUGAUGAACACCCAUAG
Acomys russatus (golden spiny mouse) is the source of this 1253-nucleotide messenger RNA. RefSeq names its product pannexin 3 (gene Panx3). The transcript has 4 exons. Gene Ontology annotation, molecular function: channel activity. The record is from RefSeq and is a predicted model, not a curated record. NCBI's taxonomy places the organism in Eukaryota, Metazoa, Chordata, Mammalia, Rodentia, Muridae. Gene Ontology annotation, biological process: positive regulation of interleukin-1 production; monoatomic cation transport. Bases 75 to 1253 code for a protein of 392 amino acids.